AUGGCCAGCAUCGACGCCAAGAAACCGCCGCUGCGCAAACUCAACAUAUGCGACCUCAAGGUGCCCGGCAAGAUUCUCGUCGCCCGUCCGCUCCCUCCAGAUUAUCUGGGUGAAGAGCCCGAGUUCACCGAUCCCAACCAUCGUCCGAUUCCCAUCACCCUGAUCACCGCCCAGCAUUAUGGGCCGCGACGCGAAAAGGACGGCAACGUCGUCGCCCACACCUUACUCGGCGACACGGACGACUAUCUCGAGCUCGAGAGAAUCUACGGCAGCAUCGACAAGCCCGCCGAUCAAGAGAGCCAGGACGACUCGGCCGAGAGCGUGGCUCGCGACGCCGAGCCGCAAAAAUCUCAGAAAGCCACCACCUUUGCCACCCAGCAGAUGAGCCGUCGACGCAGCGCUGCUCUUCGUGCUCAGCAACGCGAGGAAAAGAAGCGCUGGUUCAAGAAGCUCCAUAUCUUCCAGCGAUACAGGGAGCUGCGGGAGGAGCACGCCCUCAAAAACUGGAGGCGCCACAGCAUCGAAUGGGCCAAGGUCGAGGCCAGGCUCUCCAACAAAUCCAAAAAGUCGCCCGAGGAUAUUUUGAUGGCUCGGCUUGGCGAACACCGCAUGAGACUCGAGGAGCGCGAUUUGAUCGAGGAGGCCCUCCGACUCCUCGAGUCCCGCAAUGUCAACUUUUGGAAGACCGGGAUUCGAAUCGGAAACGAUCUGCUGGGACUCACCCUCCCGAUGCCCAAGGGCGGUCCACGAGAGAUCGAGCGCCUCAGAACAUACGAGUCGUGCAGUCAAACCUACAAGGCCCCGGUCACAGAAUAUCGGCACUCCAGAAAGCAAGAGCUCAAGCAUGUCAUAUCGGCUUUGGAUUCAUUCUACGUGCAAGGUGACAGCGGAUACAUGGAGGUGAUUGGCAAAGGAUUCACGGAUGACGGGCCACAGAGCCUUGCUGAAGAGUUUAUCAAGCGUUUGGAUGAGAGCGCCUCCAAGGGCGAGUACCUUGGCGCGGGCAAGGAACGAUCGCGGCGCCAGAGCGAGACAAAAGAUAGGCCUCACUCAGUUGCGACCCGCCGCCAGAGCAAGGCGACAACCAGCAUAGCCCGGGAGAGUGCUGCCGAGAAACUUGAAGAGCCCGAAGAGGUUACAAAGAACCUCGAGGUCGUCGACGAAGACACGGACGUAAGAACGGGCUCGUUCGAGAUGAAAAUCGUCUUUGGAAACAACCGUCUGGUAUUUGAGAACUACUUGGGCCAGGUCAGCACCCUGGUCUUGACUGUCUACAACCAAGGCGCGACGGCAUGUCACUUCAAAUGGGUCAAGGAGGAGGCCCCGAAUCCCCUCAAGGUCAAUGCAGUGUACGAUGGCAUACAGCGCUUCUUUUUCUAUCACCAUACUGGAGUCAUUCUGCCUGGAACGGCAUUCGACUUUCCGAUCAUCUUCAAAAGCGCCUCUCCAGGAAUCUUCAGAGAAUCGUGGAAGUUUGUAACCUCGCCACGCUGCUCCGACAAGCUGCAGCAUCUGGAGCUACAUGGCAUCGCUAUCGAGCCGGACGAGCACCGCGACGACCGCAGCCAUUUGGAGCUACUUCUUCGGAAGCGACAAGCUAUGGCACUCGCCCAGGAAGUCAUCGACAAGAUAUUCAGAAACUUUAAGAGCUUCGAGAGUCGGCCGUCACACGCUGCCUCCAUAAAGCGACCCGACGGCACGAUGAACGAGCGCAUAGCGUUCCUGAAGAUGAACCAGCGGCUCCAUCUAUCCUACGAUCCUCAGGUCUAUGACGCUUUGAGUCAACUUGCAUCCGAUACUGCCGCUCUUGUGCGCCCAUCUCUGCCGUAUCGAUGGGAUGCCUCGAUCACAUCUUUGAGCGAGCUCUGCGGCGAGAUUCGUGACGUCGAUACUCGGUCAUCCCAUUUGAGCCGCCUCAACGACCUGGUAUCACGCGCCUCUGUCUGUCCCAAGACAACGACCUCGUCGUUGCACUACAUUGUCGGAUUUGACAUCAUGGUCGACCUAGCUGAUCGUAUCGUCGAUAUUUCCGAAGCCUUGAGAACGUCGUUUGGGCUUCCUAUGGCGAGAUCGGCCGCCGUAUUCUUCCCGGAGGCAACAGAGGCAAAGGAAGAGAACGAGGGUGCCGAUGCCGGCAAGGGUGGAGUGACCACUGCUGCGGAUGCCUCACGCAAGGUGCCGCCAAGCGCCCCGGGGGCUGGCGACGACAAGAAGAAAGCGGCCGCGGGACCUGGCGCUGGCAAGGACGCCAAGAAGGGUGCUCCUCCGCCGGCCAAGAAAGCCCCCGGAAAAAAGACGAACGAAGCCAAUGCUGAUCAAGACGAGCAGCAACGGCCACAGCUCGCGAAGCUGAUCACAAGCAAGAAGCCGCGUCACAACUCGGGAUGGACACCAGAGCGCCGACAACAGGAGCUUCUCUACAAGCAAGAGCUCAAAGUCCAGACUCGGCAGCUGCUCGUCACAGCAAUCGACCGCAUGACGGCUCUGUUUCAGGACGGCCACGAGCUUUGAGCCAAGCAGCGGGAGGAGGAGGGGCACUCGUCGGCAGCGGGCAGACGGUCAC
Polychytrium aggregatum is the source of this 2563-nucleotide messenger RNA. Its product is annotated as MYCBP-associated protein family-domain-containing protein. NCBI's taxonomy places the organism in Eukaryota, Fungi, Chytridiomycota, Chytridiomycetes, Polychytriales. The transcript has 19 exons. The coding region runs from base 1 to 2511 and encodes 836 amino acids. The record is from RefSeq and is a predicted model, not a curated record.